AUGGUGGGAUCUCUCCACUGCAGCCAUGUAAUUCUUGUCUCCGAUUCGGCGGAUGCGCCGACGCACGUGACCUCGUGCGCGGGAAACCCCGUCUGGAAACGCGUAUUUCAUUUACCGGCAGUGCUGGAGAGAGAGAGAGGGUGUGAUCUCUUCCAUCGAAUUAUGCAUAGGAGGCUAGUCGUGGAGCUCUCUCGCCGUCACGGGCCCGAAUGGUCGUGCCCAGCCAGGUCCAGGAAAUCUGCUUCUGCUCCGAUACCAGCCUAUGUUCCCCGACGGAGCUUUCGUUCGUCCCUAGCGAUCCUUGAAUCGUCAUCCGAGCCAGCGAAUCCUAACGAAGAUGGGUCGGUAUCCCGUCCAGCAUGGGGAGGUUCGAAAAUUGGUGGUCGCUGGGGAGCUAAGCAGGCGCUCAAACCGGCCACAUUGAGUCCGGCUGAACUAGCGCUUCGCGAUUCAUUAGUAGCAAGGGAGGAAGCCACCGCGAAGGAGAAGGAGGUGGAGAAAAAAAGACUGCAGAGGCCUGCGCUACAAGAAAAGACGGACGAUUUGUUACGAGUGCUCGAUGCUGCCGGAACGAGGCGAUCCUCCGCUUCGUUACGGGAGCGCCAACCAGAGAAAAAAGUCGAUGUGACUUCGGGCAGACCAAAGAAAAAGCUUAUAGGGAAGGAUUGGUAUUGCCCACAAUGCGAGUACCAUUGUUUCGGGAGGAGCAGCACCUGUCCACGCUGUAAUACCCCAAAGCCGAAAGUGGACAAGCCAGCCCGGGAGCCGCCUCGUCCGAAAAAACAAGAGCAGAACGCCAUAAAGAUUCGGAAGCUGGCCCACUCGUUGCGGUCGGAAUAUGAAACCCAAAACUCUGGACGCCGUCUACGGGAAUCAAGCACAAAGGGCGGAGGUUUGAAAGACGUCGCGCUUGACGGCUACCUUGUGCAGACAGGACGUAAGACCGAACUUCCACCUGCAUCGACUGAAUCAAAGAGGCAGUCCAUUGCAGAACAGCGACAGUUGAAUGCUAGGGAUGAGGUUUCAGGAACCCGCGGUGCCGACCGCCAAGCUUCUGGAGCAGUUCGCAAAUCAUCCAAACCGGAGGCAGACCCAUGGACAUGGGACCAGUCAGCCCUGGAGAAACUUCAACAAACAUAUGAAGCAGAGGCUCAGAGCGGGCAAAAGCCCAAGCGGUGGGAAGGUCGCAAGGAACGAGGAGAUAUUGACGACGAAGAAUUUGACCCAGAAGACGACCGCCGCCGUCGCCGCCAGGAACGUAAGCGCCAGAAGAAAGAGAAGGCCCGGCAGAAGGAGCUCGAGGCGGCGGCUCCCAGUCCUCUCUACCUUCCGGAAUUCAUCAGCGUCAGCAACCUCGCUGAUGUCAUUGGUGUGCGGCCGGCUCAAUUCAUUCGGAGAAUGGAAGAAAUGGGAUUUGAAGAUGUCUCGUACAGCCACAUUCUUGACGCUGAAACCGCAGGCUUGAUCGCGAGCGAGUACAACUUCGAACCUAUAUUCGAGGCUGAUGAUCAGGACCUGGUUGCUGCUCCCGAGCCAGAAGACAAAUCCGCAUUGCCGCCUAGGCCACCGGUAGUGACGAUUAUGGGUCACGUCGAUCACGGCAAGACCACCAUUCUGGACUGGCUCCGAAAGUCGUCUGUGGCCGCAUCGGAGCACGGGGGUAUUACACAGCACAUCGGUGCAUUCUCCGUAGCUAUGCCUUCGGGCAAGACUAUCACCUUCUUGGACACACCUGGCCACGCAGCGUUCUUGGAUAUGCGUCGUCGCGGUGCCAACGUAACUGACAUUGUCGUGCUGGUGGUUGCUGCGGACGACAGUGUCAAACCACAGACUAUUGAGGCCAUCAAGCACGCCACCGAAUCCAACGUUCCCAUCAUUGUCGCUGUCAGCAAAAUCGACAAAGAAGGUAUCAACCCAGAGAAGGUCAAGCAAGACCUCUCUGUACAUGGUGUCCAUGUGGAAGACUACGGGGGCGAUGUCCAGGCUAUCGGUGUGAGCGGAAAAACCGGCCAGGGCAUGUUGGAACUCGAGGAGGCUAUCGUCGCCCUCUCGGAGGUUCUUGACCAUCGAGCCGACAAAGCUGGUGCGGUGGAAGGCUGGGUGAUUGAAGCUACAACGAAGAGCUACGGACGUGUUGCGACGGCUCUCAUCAGACGUGGUACCCUGCGACCGGGAGAUAUCAUCGUCGCUGGUACAACGUGGGCUCGUGUUCGCACGCUUCGCAAUGAAGCAGGUGUCGCCGUCUCCGAAGCUUCUCCCGGCAUGCCGGUGGAAAUUGAUGGUUGGAGGGAGCAGCCCACUGCCGGUACCGAGAUUCUCCAGGCGGAGGACGAGCAGCAUGCCAAGGACGUCGUGGAGUAUCGCCAGGAGAAGUCGGAAACUCAAAGAUUGAGUGAGGACACAUCGGCCAUCAACGAAGCACGUCGAGAACAGCAAGAAAAGCGACGGCAAGAGGAGGACGAGGGAGCGGAAGCUCUUGCUGACCAGGAUGCAUCCGGACCCAAACCGGUGCAUUUCAUCAUCAAGGCCGAUGUUGGCGGUUCUGCCGAGGCGGUGCUCAAUUCUGUGACGGCCAUUGGCAACAACGAAGUCUAUGCCAAUGUGCUUCGCUCCGAAGUAGGGCCCAUCAGUGAGUUUGACAUUGAGCAUGCAGCCACAGCAAGCGGCAACAUCAUCUCUUUCAAUAUGCCGAUCGACCCUGCCAUGUCCCGGAUGGCGGAACUGCGGGGGGUCAGAAUCAUGAAUCACAAUAUCAUCUACAAGCUCAUGGAUGAAGUCAAGGCGACGCUCAGUGAGCACCUGGCGCCAUCGGUCACACAGCGUGUCACGGGUGAAGCAGAAGUUGGUCAGAUCUUCGAGAUCACCUUGAAGGGAAGAGAGAAGGUUGCUAUUGCGGGAUGCAAAGUCCGUAAUGGUGUGAUCCACCGGGCCAGGAAGGUUCGAGUGUUGAGGGGACAGGACACGAUCUAUGACGGCACGAUUGCGUCGCUGAAGAACGUCAAGAAGGACGUGACAGAAAUGCGCAAAGACACGGAAUGUGGUAUCGGCUUCGAAGGCUGGACCGACUUUGCUGUGGGUGAUCACAUCCAGUGCUACGAAGAGAUCUAUGAGAAGAGAUACCUCUAA
Molecule: messenger RNA, 3126 nt
Organism: Aspergillus pseudoviridinutans
Lineage: Eukaryota; Fungi; Ascomycota; Eurotiomycetes; Eurotiales; Aspergillaceae
Product: translation initiation factor 2
Exons: 4
Coding region: 1-3126 (1041 amino acids)
Biological process (GO): translational initiation
Molecular function (GO): GTP binding; translation initiation factor activity; GTPase activity
Source: RefSeq, a predicted model, not a curated record